Molecule: messenger RNA, 1821 nt
Organism: Debaryomyces fabryi
Lineage: Eukaryota; Fungi; Ascomycota; Pichiomycetes; Serinales; Debaryomycetaceae
Product: DNA-directed RNA polymerase III subunit
Exons: 1
Coding region: 1-1821 (606 amino acids)
Biological process (GO): DNA-templated transcription
Cellular component (GO): RNA polymerase III complex
Molecular function (GO): single-stranded DNA binding
Source: RefSeq, a predicted model, not a curated record
AUGAAUGCUGUGGUUCCUGAUUCUGCAAAAACGCAGUCGGCGAAAUCGUAUUUGUAUACUACGUUAGCAAAAACACAUUUAGGUGAAGUUGCUGCUAUAAUCGUAUCUACAUUAAUAUCGAAUGGAAGAUUAACUGCUAAAGACCUUAGUCAUAGAUCUGAAGUUCCUCUCAAGCUAGUCAAAUCUACAUUAGUCUCAUUGAUUCAACUAGGUUGUAUUUCAUACUGGAAAGAAGAUUCUUCAAAACAAGUUUUCUACAGCUUUAAUGAGAAUGGAUUGUUGAUAUUCUUGCAUAGUGGAGAUAUCAUUAACCAUAUUAAAUUAACAUAUGGUGAUGAAUCAGCUGAAAUCAUACAGAAUAUCAUAGAAGUAGGUCAUAUGAAAAUAGAAGAUUAUUUACAAAAUAUUGAGGACCCAGACAUUGUUUUCAACAAAGAAAACUUGCUUUUAAAACUAUUCAGCGAUGGUUGGUUACGCAGAGUACAGUUAUCCAAUUUCCAACCAAUAGACGAUUUAUGGAACCAAUUAUACCAAGAGACUUUGAAAAACACGCCUAGAUCGACCACUGUAAGUGAGAUCAAGAGGGUUAAUGAAGCAAAGGAUAAAACAAAGCUCAAGUUUACUAAUUUAUUAGAAUCCGGUAACAGCGCCAAAGAAUUGUAUCAGAUUGAAAAUGGAAUCAAAAAAUUGUCCCCAAAUUUGGUCAUUGCAUUCAAUUUGUCCAGGUUCGAAAAGCACCGUAGAACAGAACAAUUGACAAACUUAGCCAAAGCAAGAAUUGGUAUAUUAACUUCAAAGGUCUACGAAUGUGCUCUACAAUUAAUCGAACAAAAUUCCCCGGACUUGAGACAUAGCUUUUUGAAAAUAUCUGGAUUGAUAAAUGAUCCAGUAGAAGAACGGUUAUUUGUAAACUCUAUUGAAAAUCUGUUAGUUGAUGAUAAAAAAAUAGUAUUUAAUGUGAAGGACUUGGUGAAAAUUACUCCUAAGGAAUUGGAUUUAAGAAAUUCCAUCUUAACCCAUAAUUUCUUGAAGCCGACAUUCAAUCCUAAGAAAAGAGUCAACGAUGAGAUACAAGAUCUGAACUCCAAAAAAAUUAAAACAGAAGAUAGCACUAGUAACUUAAUCCUUGAACUUGACUCUGGUGUACUGGAGGUUAACAUUGACUUUGAUAUGCAUAAUACCGACAAUUCAGAACCUCAUUCGGUUUCUCUAAUCAACCACCAUUUGAAAUUAUUAUCAUCCGGGGUAAUACCUUUCUUAAUUGAAAUUACCCCUGGUACAUACACUGUACCAUAUACUGAUUUAAUGAAGCAUGUAAAGCAAUUUAAUUACGACACAUUAAUAAAAACAACCUUAGGUUUAGAUGCCUUCAGAAUUUUAAGAUGCCUUAAGUCAUUGAAAUUGGCUGAUGAGAAAACCUUAUCCAAUUCCAGUUUAUUGAAAGAUAAGACUGUUAGGAAUGAACUCUUUAAAUUGAUGAAUCUCAAUAUGAUUGAGAUACAAGAAGUUCCCAGAAGUGCUGAUAGAGCUGCUUCUAAGACAUUUUACCUUUUCAGACACAAGGAAUUUAGCGCAUAUAAUUUCUUACACAAUUCCUUGACUUUUUGUAUGGCGGAUAUAUUACAGAACAUACAGCAGUUUAAGAAUGACAAUAAAAUCUUAUUAGAGAAGUGUGAACGUGAGGAUGUCAAAGGAAACGAAGAGGAAUUGUUAUUGGAAUCUGAAUUAAAGACAUUGAAAAAUCUUCAAGUAAGAGAAAUCAACAAUAUCGGUAAAUUUAAUAGAAUCAAAACCCUCUAUGAAAUUUUUGACAAUUGUUAG